Arabidopsis thaliana (thale cress) is the source of this 1647-nucleotide messenger RNA. RefSeq names its product Exostosin family protein. Lineage: Eukaryota; Viridiplantae; Streptophyta; Magnoliopsida; Brassicales; Brassicaceae. Gene Ontology annotation, biological process: glycoprotein biosynthetic process. Gene Ontology annotation, molecular function: glycosyltransferase activity. Bases 74 to 1516 code for a protein of 480 amino acids. Gene Ontology annotation, cellular component: Golgi membrane. The transcript is spliced from 4 exons. The record is from RefSeq and is marked reviewed.
CUCCUCUCUAACUAUUUUUUUCUUUCUCUCUCAAAUAUUUUCCCGGGAAACCAUAUUUUCUCGAGAAAAUUAAAUGGAUAAGUUUCAAUCCAAAUUCACGAGAUUCGGAUUCAUCUCGAUUUGUUUCGGAUCGAUCGCACUUGUAUUAUUGAUCUCUCAUUGUUCAACUUCUUUCUUUGAUUACUCUUUUCAGAAAUUCAAAUUCUCGUUCCCAGAAGAAACUGAGCUUCGAAGAAACGUUUACACUAGUAGUUCCGGUGAAGAAAACAGAGUCGUCGUUGAUUCUCGUCAUGUUUCUCAACAGAUCCUCACUGUCCGAUCUACUAACUCCACUUUACAGAGUAAACCGGAAAAACUAAACCGGAGAAAUUUGGUGGAACAAGGAUUAGCGAAAGCAAGAGCAUCGAUUUUAGAAGCUUCUUCGAAUGUUAACACUACAUUGUUCAAAUCUGAUCUUCCAAACUCAGAAAUUUAUCGUAAUCCAUCAGCUUUAUAUCGGAGUUACUUAGAAAUGGAGAAGAGGUUUAAGGUGUAUGUAUACGAAGAAGGCGAGCCACCGCUAGUUCACGAUGGACCGUGUAAGAGUGUUUACGCGGUUGAAGGGAGAUUCAUAACUGAGAUGGAGAAAAGAAGGACUAAGUUUCGUACUUAUGAUCCUAACCAAGCUUAUGUUUACUUCUUGCCAUUUAGUGUUACUUGGCUGGUUCGAUACUUAUACGAAGGCAAUUCUGAUGCUAAGCCUUUGAAAACAUUUGUUUCCGAUUAUAUCAGAUUAGUAUCUACUAAUCAUCCUUUUUGGAAUCGAACUAAUGGUGCUGAUCACUUCAUGCUUACUUGUCACGAUUGGGGACCUCUGACUUCACAAGCUAAUAGAGAUUUGUUCAACACUUCGAUUCGAGUUAUGUGUAAUGCUAAUUCAUCAGAAGGGUUUAAUCCUACUAAAGAUGUGACUCUUCCUGAGAUCAAACUCUAUGGUGGUGAAGUUGAUCACAAACUCAGGUUAUCUAAAACCUUAUCCGCUUCUCCGCGGCCUUACCUCGGGUUCUUCGCAGGCGGUGUCCACGGUCCGGUUAGACCGAUUCUUUUAAAACACUGGAAACAGCGUGACCUGGAUAUGCCUGUUUAUGAAUACCUUCCUAAACACUUAAACUACUAUGAUUUCAUGAGAAGUUCAAAGUUCUGUUUUUGUCCCAGUGGGUAUGAGGUAGCUAGUCCUCGAGUCAUCGAAGCCAUCUACUCUGAGUGUAUCCCCGUCAUUCUCUCGGUUAACUUCGUGUUACCAUUCACUGAUGUUCUUCGUUGGGAGACUUUCUCUGUACUGGUCGACGUUUCAGAGAUUCCGAGGUUGAAGGAGAUUCUCAUGUCGAUCUCCAAUGAGAAAUAUGAAUGGCUUAAAAGUAACUUGAGGUAUGUGAGGAGACAUUUCGAGCUUAACGAUCCUCCUCAGAGAUUUGAUGCAUUUCACUUGACUCUUCAUUCCAUUUGGUUACGUAGACUUAACUUGAAGCUUACGUAAGGUAAAGUUCUGUUAGAUUUUGUAACUCAUAUCUCAGAAAUGUAGUAAACCUUAAAAGUCUAGAUAGAUUUGUUGUUAUUAGUUAAUGAAUAAAGAAUUGUUGCAACUUUCUAAGAAAUAUAGAUGAUCUA